Mycosarcoma maydis (corn smut) is the source of this 1671-nucleotide messenger RNA. RefSeq lists its product as uncharacterized. The coding region runs from base 1 to 1671 and encodes 556 amino acids. Gene Ontology annotation, molecular function: transmembrane transporter activity. The record is from RefSeq and is a predicted model, not a curated record. NCBI's taxonomy places the organism in Eukaryota, Fungi, Basidiomycota, Ustilaginomycetes, Ustilaginales. Gene Ontology annotation, cellular component: membrane. The transcript has a single exon. Gene Ontology annotation, biological process: transmembrane transport; amino acid transport.
AUGCCGUCGUCGGUUUCCUCCAAAUCCUCGAACGAGCUCAAGGCCGGAAAGGUCGCCGUUGCUAACGCCAAUGAGAAUGGCGCUCGCGUCAGCCAUCAGCCGGCUGAGCUGAUCAGCGAGGAUGACGCCAUUCUGGCUUCUCGUAUGGGUCACAAGUCUGAGUUUGCGCGAGAAUUCAAGAGCUUUUCCACCAUAUCGUACGCUUUCGCCAUCAUGGGUCUCGUCUCUUCGGUCGCUACGACUUUCAACAGUCCCUUCACCCUCGGCGGCCCAGCCUCGACUGUGUGGACCUGGUUCAUUGGUUCCUGUCUCAACAUGACGCUCGGUCUUUCCAUUGCCGAGCUCGUCUCGGCGUACCCCUCGGCUGGUGGUCUCUACUCGGCUUCCGGUCUGCUUGUUCCUCGAAACCAGCGCGCGUUUGUUGCCUGGCUCACUGGAUGGCUCAACUUCACCGGACAGAUCGCUGGUAUCGCUGGUACCGAGUACGGUCUUUCACAGAUGAUCUUUGCAUGGGCCUUCGUCAUUACCAAUGGACGCUACGUGGCUACCACGGGCGCCACCGUCGGCCUGUACAUCGGCCUGCUUGCGCUGCACGGCAUCAUCAACUGCUUUGGUAUCAAAACGCUUGCCCGCCUUACGUCGUCGUACGUCAUUGUCAACCUCGGCAUCACUUUUAUCAUCAUCAUCGUUGUGCUCGCCAAGACUCCGCUCGAUCAGAUGCAAUCAGCUUCGUACACCUUCACCGAGUUGAAGAACGGCAGCGGCUGGGGCAGCAACGCUCUUGCAUUCUUCUUUGGUCUCUACUGCGUGCAAUUCGUCAUGACCGACUACGACGCGACCGCUCACAUCUCGGAGGAGGUUUCGCGUGCUGCCAUCGCCGCUCCGGUCGCCAUUGUUGUUGCCGUCGCUGGUACUGGUGCCGUCGGGUGGGUGCUCAACAUUGUCAUGGUGCUUGUCAGCGGCGACGUUGCGACCCAGAAUCCCACCACAUGGCCCGGUGGACUUGCGUUCGCCCAGAUUCUGUACCAGCGUGCGGGUAAGGUCGGUUUCCUCGUCAUCUGGCCGUUUGUCUGCUCGGUCGCCUUCUUCGUUGUCACUACUGCGCUACAAGCCAACGCUCGAUCGUUCUACGCCUUUUCGCGUGACAAUGCUCUGCCCGAUCGCGGACUCUUUGCCAGGGUGAACAAGCACACCGGUACCACAGUCAACGCUGUUUGGCUCGUCGUCAUCCCCUGCAUGGCUCUGGGCUGCCUCGCCUUUGCCUCGACUACGGCGGUUACGGCUAUCUUUGCACUUGCUGCUCUCGGCAUGGACAGCAGUUACCUCGUGCCCAUUGUGGCGCGUUGGAUCCAUUGGGAUCACCCAGACGUGCAGUUCCAGCCCGGUCCAUUUUUCCUAGGACGCGGCCUGCUCGGCAAGACAGUCAACUUUAUUGCUGUCCUCUGGACCAUAUUUGAGUGUGUCGUCCUUUCCAUCCCCACGGUACAGCCUAUCACCCAGUUCAACUUCAACUAUUCGUGGGUCAUCAUGGUUGGUGUUCUGCUGAUCGCCACAGUUUGGUUCGUCACCUACGCGCACAAGCACUACCAGGGGCCCCGCUCCACGCUCUCGCCCGAGCAGAAGGAGAAGCUCGGUGUCGUUUCGCGUGAUGAGGAGGGCAUCCAUCACUAA